Messenger RNA from Puma concolor (puma), 1029 nucleotides. NCBI's taxonomy places the organism in Eukaryota, Metazoa, Chordata, Mammalia, Carnivora, Felidae. The record is from RefSeq and is a predicted model, not a curated record.
AUGAUGGUCUCUAAGUUUGGAAGGAGGAAGAAGAAAAAGUGUCACAAUAGACAAAAUAUGUUUUUUCUUUGUCACUGUGAUGAUGAUAUCGUCCAUUAUAUUUGUAAGAAGAUAGGCCAGUUUUUACAAGUUCGUAUUGGAAUUUUUGCCAACACCUUCCUGCUUCUCUUCCACAUCUUCAUGCUACUUCUGGAUCAUAGACCUAAGCCAACUGUCCUGAUCAUCUAUCACUUGGCCUUUGUCCACAUAAUGAAACUCUUCACUGCACUGUUUUUAAUGUCUACAGACCUGUUUGAAGUACUGAACAUUCUAAAUGAUUUCAAAUGCAUGGCUUUAUUCUGCAUGAUCGGGAUGACACGGGAUCUCUCCUUGAGCACCACCUGCCUCCUCAGCAUGUUCAAGGCCAUCAUGAUCAGCCCUGGCACCUCCUGGUUGGCCAGCUUUAAACAUACGUGCAAAAGGUACAUCUUCCAUUCUUUUAUCAUCUUACGGUUUCUCAGUUUGUCUCUCAUUAGUAACUGCAUCUUGUAUACUGCUGCUCCUUCUAAUGUGACCCAGAGCAAUCUACUGUGUGUCAGUAAACACUGCUCACUUUCCCGCCUAAACUCCAUCAUCAGGGGGCUGUUUUUCAUUUUGACAUUAUCCAGGGAUUUUUUCUUCACGGGAGUCAGGCUGCUCUCAAGUGCAUACAUGGUGACCUUCUUGUCCAGGCAUCAGAGGCAGUGCCAGCACCUUCACAGCACCAGCCUCUCCGCAAGAGUCUCCCCAGAGACAAGGGUCACCCAGACCGUCCUGUUGUUUGUGAGUUUCUUUGUGGCCAUGUACUGGGUGGACGACAUCAUCUCCUUCUCCGCAACUCUGUUAUGGACAUAAGACAGAGUCAUCCUGGAUUUUCAGAAGCUUGUGUCCAAUGUCUAUCCCACUAUCAGUGCAUUGGUGUUAAUUUGUUCUGAUAAAAAAAAAAAUGUGUUUCAAAAGUGUAGGAAAAUGACAGUCAAUUUACAAUUAUUUAUUCAUGAAUUAACCUGA